This is a messenger RNA of Theobroma umbraticum, 2419 nucleotides long. RefSeq names its product transcription factor DIVARICATA-like. Gene Ontology annotation, molecular function: DNA binding. Lineage: Eukaryota; Viridiplantae; Streptophyta; Magnoliopsida; Malvales; Malvaceae. The record is from RefSeq and is a predicted model, not a curated record.
GAGGAAAAUUUUCCAUUUGACAGUACCCCAAUCCUAACAAGCCACCUUUCUUUAGCUUUUUUCCUUUCCUUUGUCCAACUCUUGUCCCUUUGAACUCAUCCACAUCCCAGUAGGUUAACACUUCUCUCCUUGUUCAUUCCUCAAUUCUCUUCUACAUUUCCCUUUGAUCAAAUUUCUUCUCUUCAAAGAAAACCAGACAGAGAGAAAACCACUGUUUUCCCGCUUUUUCUGUCACCGUAAUUAUCCAAAGAAUCUCUUUUCAUUCCUUUUCCUCAAUUGGGUCUUUACCUUUGUCCACCAUCUUUCAUCAUCUUGCUCUUUAUUUCAUCAUAGCUUUCAAUAGUGUUUUCUUUCACUUAAUUAUAAGCCUUGUUGUGGUAUAAAUUCUAAGUUCCCAAGCUUGGGUUGUUUACAGUUAUUCAGGAGUUCUGGUUGCUAGAUUGUUAUAUAUAUAAAUAUACAUAUAUAACUCUUCUCUAUUAAUGCUUUGUACUUAAAGAGCAAAAAAGAAGAAAAAACCAGCAGAUUUUCCUCCCUUGUUCUUUUUCGAGAUUCUCUUGAUUCUUUAAAAGAUUUAUCUUUUUAGAUUCUUCAGUUUAUGCUGUUAAGAAAAAGAUUGAUUCUUGAUUCCCAAGCAAAUGAUUCUGAUUUUAAUGCUCUUCUUAAGCAUCUAAACACUGUACUUCUGCAACCAGUCUGUCUUCCUGGGUUUCAUAUUUCUUCCAUUUCCAAUAUGAACUUUUUUUGAAAUUGAAAAAUAUUGCUUCUUUUUUUUUCCAGUAUUGUCAAGUAUGGAAACUUUGUUUGCAACUUCUUUUAUGUCGAAUUCGGAUUGGUUUGAUCAAGAGAGCAACAGCACAAGUUGGACUAAAGAAGAAAACAAAAUGUUUGAGAGUGCUUUAGCAAUAUAUGGUGAAGACGUUCCUGAUAGAUGGUUAAAAGUAGCAGAAAUGAUACCAGGAAAAACUGUUUCUGAUGUGAUUAAACAGUAUAGAGAGCUGGAAGAAGAUGUUUUCAAAAUAGAAGCAGGGCGAUUUCCUAUACCAGGGGCUAGAGGUCCUGAUCAUGAGAGGAAGAAAGGGGUGCCAUGGACAGAAGAAGAGCACAGGCGUUUUCUGAUGGGACUUCUGAAGUACGGUAAAGGGGACUGGAGAAAUAUCUCCAGAAAUUUUGUGGUUUCCAAGACUCCAACUCAAGUGGCAAGCCAUGCUCAAAAAUACUAUCAGAGGCAGCUUUCAGGAGGGAAAGACAAGAGGAGACCAAGCAUCCAUGACAUUACAACUGUCAAUCUCACCAACACCACCUUUUCGGACAAUCAUAAGCCUCCUUCAGUAAAUCAUUCCAAUGUGCUUGCAUUGCAGCAAAAGCUGGCCAGCAUGCCAAAAGUAGGCAAUAAUUGGAAUCACCCCAAUGAUGGAUCAGCCAUGGCUUUCAACUCAACUCAUGGGAACUGGUUUACAUCAUCCCAAUACCAGACUGCUUCAAAUGGCCUGAGACUUCAGGGGCAAAAUCUGUAUGGCAGUGCUUACCAUGGAGCUCAUAUCAAACCCCAAAGCUCAGUGUUCUAAACCCUCACACAGGAUAUCACAUGCAUGGAUAGGGCAGUUGUUUUCUGUUGUACUCAACAUUUCAAUUGCAAAUCUAAUAAUGUAGAGAAGGGUUUUCCAAAAUGCUCUUUUAUCAUUGUCUUGUAUGACAGAUAAAAUGGUUUUGCUUAUUACACAAUGGUGGAAUCAUAUAUUGCUUAAACACCAGUGUUCAAACCGUAAAGUCGAAAUUAAUCCCUAGAAAAAUAUCUUGGGCAACAAAUUCCUGUGCUAGAGGUAACUGCUACCUGGUUUACAUCAUGAAUGAAAAACGGCUGUUCAGAGUAUGCAUAAAAGAAAAACAUAUCAGACCCUUAUUAGUAUUGCAUUUGUUUGUCAGACAAACAUUUAUCUACAUGUUCUGGAUUUCUCCAUUAGCUUUGCUAAUUGUCCUAGCUGUUGUCAUUCUCCAUUCUGAUGCAGGCUGAGGCCUUUUUGGAUGAUUAUGACACUUUGUCCAUAGCUGAACUGAACCCUGAGAGGCCAAGACCCAAAAGACAAUGGCAUUACCGGAUGUGUACGAGGGAAAAGAUCAAUCAUUUGUUACUGAGAUAUUAAAAAAUUUUGCUGCAGUUGUCAAGGAGUGAUCUAAAGGAACCUUCUGCUACUUUUUACACCUACAAUAGUUUUCUGUAAUGGUUUUCGUACGCGCAGCCAUGUCAUUUGGUGAUGUGGCCUAAUUGGCUGACUCACUUGGCACUGCUUUGGAAAUUUCUCAGUAUCUGAUUGCUUACUUUUGCCAUAGGACCCUUUCCGCCAUUUUCACCUUUUUUGGAUCCAAUAUGGCCAAGUUGACCCGAGCUUGAUGCCAUCACUUAGUCGAAGCUGAGUAU